CCCGCUCCCGGCCCCGCUCCCGGCCCGGCCCCGCCGCCGCCCGCGGGCUCUGGGGGCUCUGGGGCCCGGCAGCGCCGCUCCGAGGCACCGGGGCCGCGCCGGGGGCCGGGGAGCAGCCGAGGGUCACCGAGACGCCGGUUCCCUCGGGCAGCAGCGGCUGAUGUGGGGGAGCUGCGAGCGGCGUUUUGGACCUGGUGGGCGCCGGGAGCCGGAGGAGGAGGAGGAGGAAGGAGCGGCGAAGAGCCCGGAGCAGCAGCGCGGGGGCUGCGGGAUUCGCUCCGGUUAAUGAUUGCUGCAGUUCCAUCCAGGAAUGGUGAAUUCAAACUGGGAAUGCUGGAGGGGGGGCAAGACCUUCAGAGAUGAGGCUUUGCCACUGUUUUGCACAGGAGUGUUGAACACAGCUGUCCUGGAAUGGCUUUGCCUGGUCUGUGUCCUGCUGGGGUGUAGGACAGAGCGUCACAUCCAGGUCACCCUGUCCCCUGUGUGCUGGCUGCCAGGAUGUGGUGCCAGAGGCUGGCCUGGCUGCUCCAGGGGUGCCAGGGGAGCCCUGGGCAUGGCUGGCCACGGCUGCCCCGAGCCCCCAGGCCCAUCCUGGCUGUCCCAGCUCGCUGCCACCCCACUGCACCAGCAUCCCCUCCCUGUGCCUGGCAGCUGCACCAGGACCAUCUCGAGCUGAGCUACGGCAGCACGGUGAUGCGCCUGGAUUUCGUCUGGCUGCGGGACCACUGCCGCUCUGCCUCCUGCUACAACGCCAAGACCAGCCAGCGCAGCCUGGACACGGCCAGCGUGGACCUGGCCAUCCAGCCCCGGGCUGUCAGGGUGGAUGGCAGCACUCUCUUCCUCACCUGGCCAGAUGGACACGUGACACGCUACGGGCUAGAGUGGCUGGCCAAGAACAGCUACGAGGGGCAGAAGCAGCAGGUGGUGCACCCCAGGAUCCUCUGGAAUGCUGAGAUCUACCAGCAAGCCCAGGUCCCCUCCACCGACUGCCAGCGCUUCCUGCACACGGACGAGGGGCUGAAGGAAUUCCUGCAGAACUUCCUGUUGUAUGGGAUUGCUUUUGUGGAAAACGUCACUCCCACCAAAGAGCACACGGAAAUCGUGGCAAAGAGGGUCAGCAUCAUCAGGGAGACCAUUUAUGGCAGGAUGUGGUACUUCACCUCUGACUUCUCCCGGGGGGACACAGCCUACACCAAGCUGGCCCUGGACAGACACACAGACACCACCUACUUCCAGGAGCCCUGUGGCAUCCAGGUGUUCCACUGCCUGAAGCACGAGGGCACGGGCGGGCGCACCCUGCUGGUGGACGGGUUCCGCGCGGCCGAGGAGGUGCGGCUGCAGGCCCCCGAGCACUUCGAGCUGCUGGCCAAGGUGCCGCUGCGCCACGAGUACGUGGAGAACGUGGGCGGCUGCCACAACCACAUGGUCGGAGUGGGGCCCCUGCUCAACGUCUACCCCUGGAACAACGAGCUUUACCUCAUCAGGUACAACAACUACGACCGUGCUGUGAUCAACACCGUGCCGCACGCCGUGGUGCGCCGCUGGUACCACGCCCACCGCGCCCUCACCGCCGAGCUGCGCCGGCCCCACAACGAGCUCUGGGUCAAGCUGAAGCCGGGCAAGGCCCUGUUUGUGGAUAACUGGCGGGUGCUGCACGGCCGGGAGGCGUUCACGGGGUACCGGCAGCUCUGCGGCUGUUACCUGACCCGGGACGACGUGCUGAACACGGCCCGCCUGCUGGGGCUGCAGGCCUAGCCCGGCCUGCUGCUGGGAGAGGCAGGAGCCCCCCAGUCCUGCUGCUGGGAGAGCCUGCAGCCCCCAGUCCUGCUGCUGGGAGAGGCAGGAGCCCCCCAGUCCUGCUGCUGGGAGAGGCAGGAGAUCCCAGUCCUGCUGCUGGGAGAGCCUGCAGCCCCCAGUCCUGCUGCUGGGAGAGGCAGGAGCCCCCAGUCCUGCUGCUGGGAGAGGCAGGAGCCCCCCAGUCCUGCUGCUGGGAGAGGCAGGAGCCCCCCAGUCCUGCUGCUGGGAGAGGCAGGAGCCCCCCAGUCCUGCUGCUGGGAGAGGCAGGAGAUCCCAGUCCUGCUGCUGGGAGAGGCAGGAGAUCCCAGUCCUGCUGCUGGGAGAGCCUGCAGCCCCCCAGUCCUGCUGCUGGGAGAGGCAGGAGAUCCCAGUCCCACUGCCAGGAGAGGCAGGAGCCCCCCAGUGCCACUGCCAGGAGCCCCUCAGUGCCACCCCUGGGAGCACCAGGAGCCCCCCAGUGCCACCCUGGGAGCACCAGGAGCCCCCCAGUGCCACCCUGGGAAAGGCAGGAGCCCCUCAGUGCCACCCCUGGGAGCACCAGGAUCCCCCCAGUGCCACCCUGGGAAAGGCAGGAGCCCCUCAGUGCCACCCCUGGGAGCACCAGGAUCCCUUCAGUGCCACCCUGGGAGCACCAGGAGCCCCUCAGUGCCACCCCUGGGAGCACCAGGAGCCCCCCAGUGCCACCCUGGGAAAGGCAGGAGCCCCCCAGUGCCACCCUGGGAAAGGCAGGAGCCCCCCAGUGCCACCCUGGGAGCACCAGGAGCCCCCCAGUGCCACCCUGCCAUGCUGCUGUUCCCUCUGCCUGUUGCACUGCACUCGUGUUGAGGGCUCAGCAGCCCCUCAAUUUGUGACAAACUUCCACUGUGCCUCCUCUCCCAUCCUUUCUUAAGGAUGAACCUCACUCUUUGGCUGGAUUUUUUCCCAAAAUUGUCCCGCUCUGAAUGUAACCAGAGGUGCCUUUCAGCUCCUGUGGCACUGGAGGGCCGUGGGGUAAGGAACAAAAACAAAUCCCACUCUUACAGAAUUUUUCAUUCUGCCACAUCUUUUGGGCUGUUACAGAAUUUUUCAUCCUGCCACAUCUCUUGGGCUGUUACAGAAUUUUUCAUUCUGCCACAUCUCUUGGGCUGUUACAGAAUUUUUCAUCCUGCCACAUCUCUUGGGCUCUGCUCUGAGCAGACCUCAGGGCAGUGCAGGUGCACAGGUGCUCAACUUGCUGCCCUUGUUUAAUCCAAACACUGAAUGUACAGAUCGUGGUGCCAAAACAUUCCUGAAAUCAGAUUUUCCUGAAAUCUGCUCUGGCUGUGGGACCAGCUCCCUGAUGCUCCCAGUCCCAGGGUUCCCUUCCCAUCCCUGUGAGCCCCUGGGAAUGAGCAGGGCUCUUUCUGAGCCCAGCUGGGCAGGUGCUGCCAGGUGAGCUGCCCUCUGUCAGGUACAGCUCCACUGGCAGCCUUGGAUCCCAGCAGGAGCCAGUUUUAAAAUGCAGCAGGAACAUGAAGCUCCCUCCAGCCAACUUUUUCUUCCACUAUGGACAAAGACUGGGAGAGUCUGAGCUGGAGUCACAAUUUACUGAAGAAAUCGCAAUAAUCACGCUGAUAUCAAUAAAGAUUGUACAAAAAGAGAA
Oenanthe melanoleuca is the source of this 3418-nucleotide messenger RNA. RefSeq names its product trimethyllysine hydroxylase, epsilon (gene TMLHE). Gene Ontology annotation, cellular component: mitochondrion. Gene Ontology annotation, molecular function: trimethyllysine dioxygenase activity; iron ion binding. NCBI's taxonomy places the organism in Eukaryota, Metazoa, Chordata, Aves, Passeriformes, Muscicapidae. The transcript has 10 exons. Bases 499 to 1755 code for a protein of 418 amino acids. The record is from RefSeq and is a predicted model, not a curated record. Gene Ontology annotation, biological process: carnitine biosynthetic process.